UUGCUGGCCGCGCAAGAUCUCUUCGCCAUUGGUCCCUGCGGGAGCGGCCGGCCUCCUAUUGGCUGAAACUCGAGAAAGGGGGCGGGCAAUCUUUCGAGUACGACGGGAGUAGCUGUCCCCGGGUCCUAGCGCCGGGCCUGACAGCGCUUGAGAAUCCCACCAAACUCAAGGCCGGAAGCGAGGGAAGUCACGUGCUGCCCAGGCCGCGCGAGCGAUUGGCUUGACUGGACGCGAAUGAUGCGGCUGUGAUUGCUGAAUUGUCCGGGCAGGUUCGGAAUCUCCGGGAAGCUCUCCUGACCUCCGCAUCCCUCCGGAGAGGAAGAGGAGGGGAGGCCUGCUCUCUCUGGGACCCAGCAGUCACACCCCCUUCAGGAGCCCUAAUGCCCACCUCAGGUGUUGGCAACAUGGAGUUCUGAAGUCCAUGUGGCUCUUCAUAGUGAAUCAGGUGUUCAGGAAAAUGCAGAGACGGCACAGCAGCAACACAGAUAACAUUCCACCUGAAAGAAACCGCGGCCAGGCGCUGGGCCCGGAGGCGGGCGCGGAUGAGGGCGGCGUCUUCGGAGGGCUGAAGGCCGAGGCGGCGGCCCCGCCCGCGCUCUUCUCGGGCCUCCCCGCCGGCCUCCCCGCGGGCGCCUUCCCGGCCGGCCUGGUGCUGGGCCCGCCGGCGGCCGGGGACCUGUUCGUGCAGAUGCCCGCCGCCAGGGAGGACGGCGCGGGCCGCGGCGACGCGGCCGCCUACCACCACCGCCAGCCGCACCUGCACUUCCCGCACGGCGGCGCGCACCGCGGGAGCGCGCUGCUGCAGCACGUGGGCGCCGACCCGCGCGGCCGCGACGACGGCGACGAGCAGCCCGGCACGCCCGCGCCCGCGCUGUCCGAGCUGAAGGCCGUCGUCUGCUGGCUCCAGAGGGGACUGCCCUUCAUCCUCAUCCUCCUGGCCAAAGUGUGCUUCCAGCACAAGCUCGGCAUCGCUGUGUGCAUCGGGAUGGCCAGCACCUUCGCCUACGCCAACUCCACGCUCCGCGAACAGGUCUCCCUGAAGGAGAAGAGGUCAGUGCUGGUCAUCUUGUGGAUCUUGGCCUUUCUGGCAGGGAACACCCUGUAUGUGCUUUAUACAUUCAGCUCCCAGCAGCUAUACAACAGCCUCAUAUUCCUGAAGCCCAACCUGGAGACCCUGGACUUCUUCGACCUGCUGUGGAUCGUGGGGAUCGCAGACUUCGUGCUGAAGUACAUCACCAUCGCCCUCAAGUGCCUCAUCGUGGCCCUGCCCAAGAUCAUCCUGGCCGUCAAGUCCAAGGGAAAGUUCUAUCUGGUCAUCGAGGAGCUGAGCCAGCUGUUCCGCUCUCUGGUCCCCAUCCAGCUGUGGUACAAGUACAUCAUGGGCGACGACUCCGCCAACAGCUACUUCCUGGGAGGCGUCCUGAUCGUCCUCUACAGCCUCUGCAAGUCAUUCGACAUCUGUGGCCGCGUGGGCGGAGUUAGGAAAGCCCUGAAGCUUCUCUGCACCUCUCAGAACUACGGCGUCCGGGCCACGGGGCAGCAGUGCACAGAAGCCGGCGACAUCUGUGCCAUCUGCCAGGCGGAGUUCCGGGAACCUCUCAUUCUCCUGUGCCAGAGCCAUCUGUAUUUCCUUCUCGGUAGCAGGGAAUGCUGGAACAAGAUGUCAAGCACGUGUUCUGCGAAGAGUGCCUCUGCCUGUGGCUGGACCGCGAGCGCACCUGCCCGCUCUGCCGCUCCGUCGCCGCGGACACCCUGCGCUGCUGGAAGGACGGCGCCACCUCCGCUCACUUCCAGGUGUAUUAGGGCCGAACGCUGAGGACAGACGCCGGAGGAUCAGGGGGCUUCCUGGAACUCACAUCCUGCCUCCUGCCUUCCACCGCCGCUGACCCCAAAGCCUGGCCCUGGCCUGGCCCGGCCACCUUGUCCUUCCUCCCCUGUGUGCAGCAAGGUGCGAGCGUCCUUUCCCUGCACGUGGGAAAGCCCUCCCAACUUGGACGUGGGCCCCUGCGCGUGGGAAAGCCCUCCCAACUCAGACGCCGGCCCCGCCCAGGUAGGUCUUCCGUCCCCCUCCAGCUUAAGGACCUGGUACUACGUGAAGUCCCCUCCUGUUGGUCAUUUUAACCUAGUACCUAGCCCUGGACGCUGCAGCCCGGGGAGGAGGUGUGAGAUCGCAGCGUCCCUGCGGUGCCAGGCAGAUUAGAAUCACCGUGACGUACGCUCAAAACGCAGGCGCUGGCCCCGAGGUAUACCUGCGAUGACUUGGCGUCCCACACGCUUAGUGUGCACCAGGCACAGUGUUGAGCGUCCUGUUUGGGUCCCCUCCCGUCCUCCCACCCCGCGAUGGAGGUGCUGCUGGCUUCCCCAUUGCACAGGUGUGGUCACUCUCCCAGCGUCACCCAGCUGGCAACGGUGGACCGAGCUUCCAACACAGGCCUGGUCCCGCUUCAGAGCUCGAGCUCUUUUUUUUAUUUUUAUUUUCUAAGAGACAGGGGCUUGCUGUGUUGCCCAAGCUGGAUUCGAACUCCCGGGCUCAAGCGGUCCUCCUGCCGUGGCCUGCCGAGUAGCUGGGGCUACAGGCACACGCCAGUGCGCCUGGCAGAGCCUGUGCCUUUGACCACCGUGCUGGCCUGCUGUCACCGUGCUGACGCUCCAGGCGUGGGGCCCAGCACACAAGGUGACUUUGAUGCCCGUGCCUGGUCAGGGGCGAGUGGCCCAGGUGCGCGGCGUGUCCGAUCCGGCUGUGCUGGGAGCGCGGGCAGCGAUCGCCAGCUCCUGGAACGGACUUGUGGCUGGGCUCGCAGAAAAACCUGGCCUUCAGGCGGCUGGUUUCCUGGGUUUGGGCUGGGGUGCUCGGUGCCAUUUCGGUGUCGAGAAAGGCCAGCUUCAGCCCAGAUGUGGGUGCCACUUGGUCUGCCAUCUUUCUAUCGUCCCUCCCUCCAUUCUGAGUCCUGCUGGCGGCUCCUGUGGACAUCGCCGUCUGCCCCGGUAGCCGUCAGAGCAAAGGGACCAUGCAUGUUGUGGAUUCUUCCACGAGCCAGGGCGACGGCAUAGAGAGCCAUAGCGACCCGCGUUUCCACGAUCUCUGUGGCAAACCUACUUCUCCACCUGUGAAGCUCUCCCUGUUGCAAAAUCUGGGAUGACAUGAUUCAGGGGAUCACACUGAAGCCACCAGAAUCUUGCCUGCCACAUCCCUGUCCCCAGUGUGUUCUCGUUGUCAGCCCCAGCACAAUAGGCUGGCGUCAGCGGCAGCGAGGAGAGAGCAGGCUGUGUGGCUAGCGACCAGAUUAGCACGCAAGCUCCGGGAGCAUUGGGGUGGCCUCUCUGGCCCCUCGUUCGCAGCCAGCAUCAACACGCCCCUCCCCCUCAUCGAUUCGGGACCCUCGUCCCCCUGCGCCGCCAAGCCAGGACUUUUUCCUUUGCUUUGCAUCCCUGGCUCUCUCCUGGUGGCCAGCUAGACAGCUCUUCCAGGGCAAUGUGGCAUCUUUCGAGCUCUGUUACUAUGGCAAUGGCCGUGAUGUUACAAUCCCACUUGUCUGGAUAAUCAAGCAGGACGGCGGAGCGGAGGGAAGCGGGGCCAGGUGGACGCGGCUGCUCUGUGUUCUCCCCGGCUCGAGGAGGAACCUGAGGGAGGCAAUGGGAACUUCUGCAACUGGUUUUUAUCAGAAGGAGCAGCCCACCUGCAGACGCCGUCGAGGAGGCAGGCACAAGAAACUGGAGCUGGAGACGCGGAUCAAAGCGCGCGCGUGUGGUGGAGCAGCUAGAGCCGUCCGUUGGGAGGCAGACCUGGAAUUCUGAUUCCAAACUCUGCAUCACUUUGGGAAGUCAUUUCACCUCCCCGGUAGCCACCUCCAGGGUGGCAAAACCUAGUAUAUAAUCUGCAGGAACCAAGGAAACUAACAAUGUAGGAUGGCAGUGAAUAUGCUAAUGGUUUUUCCAAGCCACUCCUUCCCCCCCCCAAAAAAAAAAUUCUCUAGCAUUCUGCAAAUAAUGAGCCACUUCUCUGAUACUAUAAAGAAUGUCACAGGUAGGGGACAGUCUGGGGCAGGUGGGAUGGUUGAGUUUAGGAUUUUAUUUAUUCAUGCCUUACCCUCUGGGGGAAUGGCCCGAGUGAGGUUUUCUCCUGGGUGGGAGGAUUUAACUUCUGCCUCGGGGGCAACAGUGGCUCAUGCAGAGUUUUCUCAGCACCAGGCUGUGUGAUUUCCCCAACACGAGUCUGAACGCAGCCAGGAGUCCCCACUGGAAAAGAACAAUGCCAAUUCAUAAACAAGACUCAUGCAGUAUCGGGUUCAGAGCAGCCCGAUCUACAUAUUUUAUGGUGCACUCACUCAAGUUCCACAAAGUCCUUAGAAAUGGUCCUCUUAAUGUAAAAGAUCUUGAGAAUAAUGUAAGGAAAUAAUAGAGGCAAGCUUUGGACCUGGAUGUAAUAGUUUCAUCACCUCCAAAAGAGAGGUGCCUUAAGGGGACCCUCAGGCUGCUAUGACUCGAAACCAGAAGGAGGAAAUGGUAAAGCAAGUUCUGGAAUCUCAGUACUUUUGCUCUGGGGCAAACAGCUGCCUUCGGUGUUUUUAUGUCUCCUUAAGUCCCCUUCUGCCAAUAAAUCUCAUCUGUUGAUGCAA
Microcebus murinus (gray mouse lemur) is the source of this 4616-nucleotide messenger RNA. The record is from RefSeq and is a predicted model, not a curated record. NCBI's taxonomy places the organism in Eukaryota, Metazoa, Chordata, Mammalia, Primates, Cheirogaleidae.